AUGAGUUGCCUGAGCUGGAACUGUCGAGGGACUGGGCACCCUCGAACAGUUCGGGAACUUCGCCUGUUGGUGAAGGAGAAGAAGCCCGCACUAGUUUUUCUCAUGGAGACCAAAAUGAGGAAUGCUAGGUUACAAAAAAUUUGCGGUUCUUUGGGAUUUACAGGUUUGCUCACUGUUGAACCGAUGGGCAAAAAUGGAGAUUUGGCUUUGUUGUGGAACCACUCUGUACUGGUGGAUAUUAUGAAUUACUCAGUAAGGCAUAUCAGUGUGGGUGUGUCCCUAGUUGGUUCAGAUUAUCAGUGGAAAUUUAUUGGAUUUUAUGGAGACCCGAAUAGGGGAUUACGGGAGAUGUCAUGGAAGUUACUCUCUCACCUCAGUUCCUAUUCGCCCGGAGACUGGCUUCGCGUGGGCGACUUCAACGAAAUUGUGGAUGCUACAGAAAAAUCCGGAGGCCUCCUUCGUAGUACAGGGCAAAUGGAACAAUUCCGAAACACCCUCUUGGAGUGUCAAUUGAGUGAUCUCGAGUUCAGGGGGUUGAAAUUCACAUGGAGUAAUAAGAGGGGAACUGAGGAAUUUGUCAAAGAAAGACUGGAUCGUACUUUAGCCACGGUUGGAUGGUGUGAAAAAUUUCCUUCUGUCGAAGUGCAUGUAUUGACAGCUCGGUGUUCAGACCAUAAACCACUGUGGAUUCAAAUGCUUCCCCAAACAGAGUUCCAGAGACGGCAUCACUCUUUCAAAUUUGAGGCUAGCUGGAAUGAGGAUAGUGAGUGCAUGCCAUUAAUCCAAUCAGUUUGGGAAAGGGGUAUGAUGGGUGGUCCUACUCUGGUGGAAGCUCAAAGGAAACUUAAGGAGUGCAGAGGGCUAAAUGUACAAGAUGAAGAAGGGAAUAAAUGGUCGUCUUCGGGUGAGGUGGGGGCUGCCUUCACUCGCUUUUUCCAGGGACUUUACUCAACUGAGGGCACCAGGGGGGUUGAGAAUCUGGUGGAGUUGGUCUCACCCAGGUUUACACCUGAGGUGAAUGAACUGCUGACUAAAAGCUUUACGAUUGAGGAGGUCGACAUUGCACUCUCUCAAAUGCACCCAUUGAAGGCGCCAGGGCCAGACGGGUUUGGAGUCUGCUUCUUCCAAAAGCACUGGUCAAUAGUGGGGGAUGGCAUUCGGGAGGCAGUUCUGAACUUUCUAAAUUCGAUCGCUUAUAAGGCUUUGCACACUAUGAGUACCAGAAUGAAGGGUAGGAAGGGGUAUAUUUACGACUGGAUGGAAUGGGCUUUCUUAGAAGCCAUGAUGAGAAGUUUGGGGUUUGCUGACCAGUGGAUCAGAAUUAUUAUGCAAUGUGUUGGCACUGUUUCUUUUCAAGUUCUACUUAAUGGUGUUCCUCAAGCUAUGAUAUCCCUUACUAGGGGAUUAAGGUCUAAGUACUCUCGACCAAAGCGAGCCUGGAUGGGAGAAUUUAUGGGGUGCCAAUAUCUCAUAGAGGCUAUCAACUCAGCCACUUAUUCUUCGCUGACAAUAGCCUUUUGUUCUGUCAAGCUACUUUCAGCAAAUGGGGGAAUAUUCUUCAGCUUCUAUAGCAGUACAAGCUGGUCAAAGAGAAGGACUUUCAAGGGAAUUCUGCACCGAGUAAGGAAGAGGCUUGACGGGUGGAAAGAGAGAUUUCUCUUUCAAGCCGGGAAGGAGGUGCUUUUAAAAUCGGUAAUCCAAGCUAUACCUACCUACAAUAUGAGUGUGUUCAUGCUCCCAAAGUCCCUGUGCAACAAGCUUGAAGUUGUGAUGAACCGGUUUAUGUGGGGCAAUAAGGAGUCGUCUAAAGGUCUUAACUGGAUGAGCUGGUCAAGACUGGGAAACUCAAAAUCUAAUGGGGGACUUGGCUACAGAGAUAUGGAAGUAUUUAAUCUUGCACUCCUUGCUAAACAAGGUUGGAGGCUCAUUCAAGACCCAAAUUCCUUGCUGGGAACAAUUUUAAGAGACAAGUAUUAUUCGGGGAAGACUUUCCAGCUAGCUGCAUUGGGUCACAAUCCAUCUUUUGCCUGGCGCAGUAUCCUGAAGGCCCGUCCGACACUUGAAAACGGCCUGAUCAGCAAACGUGAUGGUGGAAGAACAAUGUGCUUGGAGAAUUUUGAUCCAGUAGAGGGAGAAAGAAUCAGCAAUCUUGUGCCUAAUCCUUUGCUACAAGAGGACCGUCUGAUUUGGAGGGGUACAAAGCACGGCCAUUUCUCUAUGCGCAGUGCCUACUUCCUAGAGGUAGAAAGGACACGGCAGGACAAAGGAGAGAGUUCUCAUCAUCAGGGUAUCCAAUGGUUUUGGAAGUACAUUUGGAGUUUUUCGAUACCUCCGGUGGUGAAAAAUUUUGUGCGGAAAGUGUGCAACGCUAUCCUUCCAAUAAAGGUAAACCUACACCGGAGAGGGGUAGUGACGGAUCCUCAUUGUCCGUUCUGUUUGACCAAUCCGGAAACCCCCCUCCAUGUCCUGUGGUCGUGCCCCUCAGCGGUAGCUGUUUGGCAGGAGAGCUCCCGAAAGGUACAGAAGCUGUCCCUAGAGGCCGAGGAUAGUUUAGGCUUCAUCAGAGAAUUAAAAGAUAAACUGGAGGAGCAGUAUUUUGGAGAGGUGCUAAUAACUAUGAGAUUCAUUUGGCUCCGAAGGAACUCCUAUGUCUUUGGUAGCGGCUUGGAGACCCCGGGCAAGGUGAUUCAAAAAGUAAAAGGGGUGAUGGCGGAUUUGGAGGAUGAAUCUCAGGGAGAAUGUUUCGGAGUUUUGAUGACCUCUGCUCCUUCCACUCCAGGAUGGGUUCGGCCACCAGUGGGGAUGUUGAAAGUGAAUUGGGAUGCAGCUCUCUAUAUAGCAACGAAACGGUUAGGGGUUGGAGUGGUGGUGGCAGCUAUGGCUAUGUGUAUUCCAUCUCGGACGGAUCCUGCAACUGCGGAAGCUUUGGCGGUGUGGGAAGCAGUUAGAUUCUAUGAUUCUCAAGGGUGGCAGCGGGUACUUUUUGAAGGGGAUGCACAGUCCAUAGUGAUGGCUUUACGCAAGAGGGGGCAGUGUUAG
Alnus glutinosa is the source of this 3039-nucleotide messenger RNA. RefSeq lists its product as uncharacterized. Lineage: Eukaryota; Viridiplantae; Streptophyta; Magnoliopsida; Fagales; Betulaceae. The record is from RefSeq and is a predicted model, not a curated record. The transcript is spliced from 7 exons. Bases 1 to 3039 code for a protein of 1012 amino acids. Gene Ontology annotation, molecular function: nucleic acid binding; RNA-DNA hybrid ribonuclease activity.